GCGGCAGGCGGGACGCUCCCGAAGCCGGUGCGGGGGGACGCCCGGCAGGGUGGGCAGCUGGCGGGCUGUGGGCGCCUUCUCCGUGCCAUCGCUGCCUGCCCACCCCCCGAUGUGAUCCGGACCAGGCCUUGGUCGGGCCUUGGAGCCCGAUCCGCUGCCCCGCGAGGGAGGCUGGAUCUCGGCGCUUGGAGCGGGCCAGAAGGUUUUAGGAAACUGUGGGCUUUUAAAGCACCCUCUCUGGAAAGCACUUGCCUCUUUGCGGAGAGCGAGAGCCGGAACCAGGCCCGGGGUGCCACGGGUUGGCGGGCGGGCGCCGGCACGAGUUGGAGGUAACUUUAGGAAAGACAGAGCUUGUCUGCAGGGCGACCUCUUCCUCCCAUGGUUGAAUUCGAAGAUGUCUUCAGAUGAAAGCGCGCCGCCGUUAAGUUGAGCGUCUUAAUAAUGAAACGAUUCCGAAAUUUUAUGAAACUUCUUUAAAAGCCCUGUUUGGGGAGAAGUGUGCUCAUUCUACCGUAGAACCGCUGGGUGGCGCUGGUGCGAACUGACUUUUCCUCCAGCACGGCGAACCGGGAACCUGUUUCUCUUCAUUGUCCCCUUGGUGGCACGUUCAUGUGGUUUAUUUUACAAUGUGCACAAAGGGAUUGUGAGGAAAACCAGGUACAGGCAGGACCACCAUCUACUAGAAAUAUUUCCCUGGAAACAGCUGGCGAUUAACCCCCAAAAGUUCACCAUUAUUAAAAACACUUAAUGAUAUUGCCUUGGAAUAAUCUUGGGGAGAAGAAAAGAAAAAAAAAAAACGAAAGUAAAAAAUACUUUAAGACAUGGACAGAAAAAUGUAGAAUCAGGAAAUAUUUUUAUGGUAAUUGUUUUAUUUAGAUUUGUAUAUUUUUAUAUUUACAAACUUAGCUUGAGUUUAUUUGCAUACCAUAGCAGAGUGUUAAAUCUGUACACAUUUUAUGUUUUCAAAUGGAAUUGUAUUUGCUGAUGAAAAAAUUUAUAUUAUGUUUAUUAAAUUAUCAGAAGUUUUUAUGUUUCUGACUGUAUACUGUUAACAUAUAUAGUGCAUUCCCAAAUUGCUGUUGAUAAGGGUUUUCUCCUACUGUUGGCUUAAAAAUGAGCUCAGAAUUCUUCCUCGGGUUUAAUUCAAUGGAGUCAUCUUGACCCACUAGUCAAUGAAGUCCCCUAUGGAAAGAGCUUCCUUAUAGGUUAAAGCAGAGAAUUGGGAAAUAGAAUAGCAUUAAGAGAAAGUAAGUCGACUUUGAUUUAGAAAUUUAAAGUGAGAUUUUAAAGCCAGUCUUUGAGAUGAUCCGCAGCAACGUAACAGUAUGUGAAACAAAAUAGAUUAUACCAACAAACUGUCACCAAAAUUUUUAAAUGUUAUGGGGCUGAAAAUAGAUAACGAAAUUGAUGCAAGUUUUUGAAUGUCUUAAAGAGAUGUACAUGUGAAGUCAUGCUAAAGUUAAGUGUAGUGCAUUGAUAUUAUUAAUCACCUCUCCCUGCCCCUUCUCUUCUUGUAGAUCUAUUUUUAAUUUUUCUCCAAACUUAUUUAACUUGAGUUUCUUUCCCUUUUAAUAUUACAGUUGCUACAAGUAGAUGGGAAACACUACUCGUAAAUAUUAUAACAAAGUCACCAUUUGGGAAAAAAAAAAAUGCUAAGGGUGUAUAAAGCCAGUUGUUGAGAAAUGGAUGGGUCAUACGGCCAUGAAUGAUUAGUCCUAUCAGGGAGAGUUUAAUUAACAGCCACCCCGUACAACAGAGUGCUCCGCGGUCAGCUCAGGCUUAGGCAAGAUAGGCCCAGAGCUGGUGUUUCUGUUGCACACCCCCAGGCUGCACCGCCUUUUUUCUCUAGUUUGGUUAAAAAUCUCCUUUUAACCAAAAGGGCUUUGCUGAGGCCGGCCUGGGGUGGAGACUGGGAUACCAACUGGCGUGGAUGGGGUAGGCGAUGGAGGGACCCCAGAAGCCGGCCCCUGGGCCUGGCAUGCCUACUCCUCGGUCCCCGUCAGCAACAUGAACUCGGGCCUGGGCUCUAUGAACUCCAUGAACACCUACAUGACCAUGAACACCAUGACCACCAGCGGCAACAUGACCCCAGCUUCGUUCAACAUGUCCUACGCAAACCCGGGCCUGGGCGCCGGCCUGAGUCCGGGCGCGGUGGCUGGCAUGCCAGGAGGCUCCGCGGGCGCCAUGAACAGCAUGACGGCUGCGGGCGUGACGGCCAUGGGGACAACGCUGAGCCCCGGCGGCAUGGGCGCCAUGGGCGCGCAGCCCGCGGCCUCCAUGAACGGCCUGAGCCCCUACGCCGCUGCCAUGAACCCGUGCAUGAGCCCCAUGGCGUACGCGCCGUCCAACCUGGGCCGCAGCCGAGCGAGUGGCGGCGGCGACGCCAAGACUUUCAAGCGCAGCUACCCGCACGCCAAGCCGCCCUACUCGUACAUCUCGCUCAUCACCAUGGCCAUCCAGCAGGCGCCCAGCAAGAUGCUCACGCUAAGCGAGAUCUACCAGUGGAUCAUGGACCUCUUCCCUUAUUACCGGCAGAACCAGCAACGUUGGCAGAACUCCAUCCGGCACUCGCUGUCCUUCAACGACUGCUUCGUCAAAGUGGCGCGAUCCCCGGACAAGCCAGGCAAAGGCUCCUACUGGACGCUGCACCCGGACUCCGGCAACAUGUUUGAGAACGGUUGUUACUUGCGCCGACAGAAGCGCUUCAAGUGUGAGAAGCAGCCAGGGGCCGGGGGCGGAAGCGGGAGCGGAGGCGGCGGCGGCGGCGCCAAGGGCGGCCCGGAGAGCCGCAAGGACCCCUCGAGCGCCGCCAACCCCAGUGCCAAUUCUCCCCUUCAUCGGGGCGUGCACGGUAAGGCGGGCCAGCUAGAGGGCGCGCCGGCCCCCGGGCCUGCUGCCAGCCCCCAGACUCUGGACCACAGCGGGGCGACAGCGACAGGGGGCGCCUCGGAGUUGAAGACUCCAGCCUCCUCGGCGGCGCCCCCGAUCAGCUCUGGGCCAGGGGCACUGGUUUCUGUGCCUCCCUCCCACCCGGCGCAUGGCCUGGCACCCCACGAGUCCCAGCUGCACCUGAAAGGGGACCCCCACUACUCCUUCAACCACCCCUUUUCCAUCAACAACCUCAUGUCCUCCUCGGAGCAGCAGCACAAGCUGGACUUCAAGGCGUACGAGCAGGCACUACAGUACUCGCCCUAUGGCGCUGCGUUGCCCGCCAGCCUGCCGCUCGGCAGCGCCUCGGUGGCCACCAGGAGCCCCAUCGAGCCCUCAGCCCUGGAGCCAGCGUACUACCAAGGUGUGUAUUCCAGACCCGUCCUAAACACUUCCUAGCUCCCUGGGACUGGGGGUUUGUCUGGCAUGGCCAUGCUGGUAGCAAGAGAGAGAGACACACAGAGAGAAAAUCAACAGCAAACCAAACCACACAUAUCGAGCCGACAACAGCAUAAUAAAAUCCCAACUAUUUUUAUUUCAUUUUUUUGUGUGUGUGUGCACAAUCUUUUCCCCAGUGCAAAGGACUGUUACUUUGUUAUUGUAUUCAAAAUGCCUUGUGUAUAUUAUUACAAAGAAAACCCAUCCCAAACCAACAAAAAAUUUUUUCCUGCCAAGUUUAACGAUCCACAAAUGUAUAUAUAAAAUCUUCCUAUUUCCUUAUUCCUGUCCCUUCCCUCUUUCCCCUCCAGACACAUUCCAGUCUGUGCAGGGUUUAUUUAAAAAAAAAAAAAGAAGAAGAAGAAAGAUGGUCAAACUUGUAAAAUAUUUGUUUGUGCUUCCCCCCCUUCCACCACCUGACCUCUCCACAAGUUUACAGGUCUAUGGCAAUACUCUUAACCAUAAGAACUGAAAGAGUGAAGAAACAAGUAGACACUAGGGACUAUUAAAAGUAUUUGAAGGACAAUACUGCUGUUAUGCAGCAAAACAUAAACUGAUUCUAAACAUCAGAGCCAUUUGUUAUUCAGCUUACAUUUCUGAUACAUUCAGAUAUGGAAUACAUAUAUAUUAUGUACGAACUUAUUUAUGCACAUGCUCAGAUAUGUAGACAUCCUCCAUAUAUUUGCAUAACAUAUAGAAGUAAUACGUAGGUGUUAUACAUGCUACAUUUUCAAGAGUUGCCUGACCAAGAAGUUACAAAGACACCCCUCUCCCUUGUCCUCUCUACCCACAUAUAGCCCUGGAAAUCAAUUCCUCAAGAAUUGCAAUCCUCAAUAACUCUGCUCCUUGCUUUGCAGAGUGCCAUUGUCAUGUCAUUCUGAGGUCACAGAACAUGUAUAAAAUUAGCUUCUCUGUAUCUAUACCAUUUAAAUAAUAUUUUUUUCCAGGAAAAAGGGAAUAUUACAAUGUUGGAGGAGAGAUAAGAUAUAGGGAGUGGUAUUUCAAAAUUUGGUCCAAGAUCCCAAAAUCCAAUUGAUUGUGGCCAUUUUAAUUAUUGCCAUCAUGUGCUUGUUUCAUUCAGUGUUAAUGCACUUUUCACAGCUGGACAUGGUGUUAGUAUAGCCAGACGGGUUUCAUUCUUCUUCUUUGCUUUCUCAAUGUUAAUUUAUUGCAUGGUUUAUUCCUUUUUUUUCUUUAUAGUUGAAAUUACUUUAAAUGAUGGUUAAAAUUACAAAUUAAAAAUGUUAAUUUUAUCAAUGUGAUUGUAAUUAAAAUAUUUUGAUUUAAAUAACAAAAAUGAUAAAUUUUAAGCCGUGGAAUAUGUUCUUGAUCAUUUGCAGUUAAGGACUUUAAAUAAAUCAAAUGUUAACAAAAAAAAGUAUUUCUGUUAUUUUCCUUAAUUAAGUCCAAAAUAGGAAUUCUGAUUAUGAUAUUUUGCAAAGUCCGGCACUGAAUAUAAAUGGCAAAAAGGAAAAUGAUCUAAAACAAAAUUGUUUUGUUUAUGUUUAUUACAUGAACUUGAGGCUAGUAAAAAGCAGUUACAGUAAUGCAAUAAAAGUGGGUAGAUAAAUUGAUGUGAUAUCCCAAUAAUUGAGACUUUUAAGAUUGUUUAUUCCUGGUAAUGUUUACUUCAGUUUUUGAGAUGAGCUUAAGCCUUCUAUGUUUCCUUUGAGCCUGUCCACAAUGAAAUCAAAUUCAUUAAUAUAACUACUGUGCCCCCUUCCUCAAUGUAUAAUUUUCCCUUAUCUGAGAAGUAUUCUAGGAGAAUAAAAUAUCAUAUGUGGCUGAUAAAAUUAAGUUGUCCACAACAAAGAAUCCUGAACUCUCUCUCUUUUUUUUUUUUUUCCAUUAAAAGAGAAACAAAACUCAACCAUCAUGGUUGCUUUGGAGGGGGUGAAGGGGAGGCAAGUUAAUUCACUCCUGCAGGGGAAGCUUUGUGCCAUCAGGACAUUUCAGGGUAGCUGCUAUUUUGUAUUUUGUGAAGAUACUUCUAAAAAUACGGUUUCUAAAAAUAUCAUUCCUGAGAACUUAAAGCUGAUUUGCCUUCUAAGAAGCUUUUAAAUGCAACUUCACACCCCUACAGUUGCUUGAGAUCACAAAAUCAUUAAUCUCCUUUGAUAGUAGGCUCACUUUCCAGUCCACCUAUUUCUUUGUAAGUCUUGUUCGGAUUGACAUCAACAAUAACAACACCAGCCCAAGCAGAGGCUAGCCUGCCUGAGCCCCUGUGUAUGAACUCCAUCCUCGCCA
Acinonyx jubatus (cheetah) is the source of this 5613-nucleotide messenger RNA. RefSeq names its product forkhead box A1 (gene FOXA1). The record is from RefSeq and is a predicted model, not a curated record. The coding region runs from base 2008 to 3327 and encodes 439 amino acids. Gene Ontology annotation, biological process: regulation of transcription by RNA polymerase II; cell differentiation; anatomical structure morphogenesis. Gene Ontology annotation, molecular function: protein domain specific binding; RNA polymerase II cis-regulatory region sequence-specific DNA binding; DNA-binding transcription factor activity, RNA polymerase II-specific. The transcript has 2 exons. Lineage: Eukaryota; Metazoa; Chordata; Mammalia; Carnivora; Felidae.